Suillus discolor is the source of this 1296-nucleotide messenger RNA. RefSeq lists its product as uncharacterized. The record is from RefSeq and is a predicted model, not a curated record. NCBI's taxonomy places the organism in Eukaryota, Fungi, Basidiomycota, Agaricomycetes, Boletales, Suillaceae. Bases 1 to 1296 code for a protein of 431 amino acids. The transcript is spliced from 6 exons.
AUGGAACUGCGACAUGUCGAGAAGCACACUCUACAAGGAAUCCAUACUUGUCACAUUAGAUACUUCACAGAGCGACAUACGAGGAUGAGACUUUCGCAUUCGGUCCAGGGCAAGAAGGGUGCCAAUGUCAUUCGCAUGGAGUCUGAAUCGCCACUAACUGCUGCCGACACCGAUAUCUCUUUCAAUGCUGAUGACUCUUUCAUGGAUAUAGACGACACUUCUGAUGUGCCACUUGCUGUCACACAGUCUGGUAUACCACCACCUGCAGCACCUGUUAUGGUGUCAGAUGACAUGGACUCUGAUAAAUUGUCAGAGCUCAUGAAAAAGAUAAUCGGCCAUCGCACUUUUGAAUUCGAAGGAGGAUGUCCAGACUUAUUUGCUGAACUUCAAGCAACCCUUGCAUCGGGUGAAUUACCAUUCUCGACUCCACUUUCCCGGUCCUCUGACAAGGAGCACGAGCUCUUCGAUGACAGUGCUCCCAAUUUUGGGGUUGAGCUCCCUGUGACAUUACCAGAUGAUAUCCACGAUAAGGUGAGUGCGAACUUCAAUACGGUCUCAAUGAAUAACCCAACAUAUCCAUGGCCAUCAAAAGCGCACUUCUUCACAUCCCUGCUUUUCAGCUCUCCACGACUCCCAUUCUCCGAGACCCAGAAGAAAGCCAUACUCAAUUGGGCCAGAAGUCUUGGUGCUCAAAAUGUCCCCUCACUGGGUUCGAUGAAGAAGUGCCACACAUACCUGGAUAAUCUUGUUGGCAAUCCGACUCAGCAAGUCACAUCUCGUGCUGGCGACAUAUUUUAUAUCAACAACAUCACAGAAGUGAUCGCAAAGUUUGCAAUGAAAGAUUACCCCGAGGAUGGUGGUGAGGGGAUGUUGCAAGUAUUCAAUGGGAAGAAGAUGUUGCUCGAUCUUCCGUCACCACCGGCGGUUCGAGUAGAUGGAACAAUUUACUUCACAGAUGAACUACUACAGGAUAACUCUGGAGACUACUUUAUUCCAGAGCACUUUUUUCAUGCCUCGCCUCCUGCAGACUCAGAUGGCGAUGACACUAAACUCCAUGAGCAUGCAGAUGCAAAGCCCUUAUAUGCACUUGGUCGGGCAGUUGAACGAACGGAGGCCGGAUUCAUCGUUCAUGACGAGCAAGAGAUCAUUCCUACGUCCACAUUUGUGUGGUCAUUUGAAGACAUAGCUGCGACACAGGGUGUGUUAUGUGCCCAUCUGUAUCAGCAAUCGCGGGACUCACAUGAUAACAGCCUCGUCGACCAAAUAUGCAUCACUUUUGCCAAGUCCAAUGCGUAA